GGGUGUGUCCAAAAAGCAACAACAGCUUUAAAGCAAGCAUUGCUUUCAGUGAGCCAUCAGAGCCUGGGAAUAAGUGUGUAUGUGUUCAUGUUUAGUGGAGGAGGCAAGCAGACAUGAUUGUGUUGAAAAACUUUCUGAUAUUACAGGGUCUGCUGCUGGCAGCACAGUGUGAUGUUUGGCCCAGAGUUCAAGACCUGAAAGAUGGAGAGAAAAAAGGAUUAAAGCACAUACUUUCCCAACGCCAAGGUGAUUGGGUUAAUGGAGAUCCAUAUGGAUAUUCUGGAACAGGACAUCAAAGUUCUGGAGAACAUGAAGAAAAUCCUGACGUCUCUGAAACUGCUCCGUAUCCACUGGAGCAUAGGCAUGGUAACCCAAGUCAUAGGCAUCCAUCUGAGGAUCUCACUGUGGACACAGAACAUGGUUCAGCAAAGACUCAAAGCAGUAACAAUCCAAUGCGUAUGGGAAACUGGUGUGCGUAUGUGCAUAAGCGUGAAGUCACCAUGGCAGUGUCCUGUGGUACUGAGAAAUACAUUAUCAAGUCCCAGAGUCCCUGCCCUAUUGGAGCACCAGACUGCCAUUUAAUCAUGUAUAAGCUGGACACACGUCCAGUGUACAGAGCGAAGCAGAAGCUAAUCACAGCACUCUUGUGGAGAUGUUGUCCUGGUCAUGGUGGACAACAUUGCGAGGAAAUUGCCGAAAACAGCCAUGUCAUUGAUUCCAACGGUUCCGACACUGACAUCAGGCUUCAUCCAGGAGGUCCAGAGCUCAAAGAUACAGAAUCUAAGAAGCUAAUAAACGACCACAACCAGGAGCAGAAUGACAGUCAAGACUCCUUCCACUCGAUGUAUGUGUCCCAAAAUUCUGAAGAGAAGCAAAAGGAAAAACACCCCAGCGCCAGCGAUGGUUUUACCCAAGCCCUCAAACUGACCAUGAGCCUCACCGUGAGAGAGGUGACACAGCACACCAGCUAUGGUGUGAAUAACGGACAUCAAAGCCCUCCACCAGAGACGCAUUACACAAAUCCCGGGCUUGUACCCAUCCACUAUUUAAAGGAUGUCAUGAUGUCACAUCUACAACCCAUAUUUGACAGCUUCAAUCUGACACUAGCACGACUGUCUGAGGAGGUGCAAGACUUACAGAAAGACAUGACAAAGAUGCUAGUUCACCAAAUGGUUCAAGGAGAGUCCAAAUCGACUGGAGAUGAAAUCAGUGAGGAAUUGAUGCAGCAUGAGGCAACAGCGGAUACCUUCAAGCAGUUGAAGGAACUCGAUUUGCAACUAAGCCUUCAGUAUAAUCAGAUGGAAGAGAAGAUAUAUGCACAGCAGGUCAUGAUGGACUACAACUUGACCCAUCUGAAGGCUGACAUGGAUGUCCAAAUUAAACACAACCAGAAGAUGCUACAGAUGAGUAUCCAUUCCCUAAAUUGCUCACUAUCAGAGGUAAGACAACAACAGGAGCAUAUGAAGGAGGAGAUCCAGAGGGAUUUGCUCCGUGCAAGUAAUAUGCAACCCCCUGACAGAGAGCCUCAGGAGAACACUGCAGUCUGGGAAGCCAUUACCCGAUUGAACAAUAAGGUUAUCAGUAACGAUGCAGACCUUACUGCCCUAAACAAACACCAAGAUCAAAUGAAAACAACAAUAGAAAACUUUCAAAACCUCGGGAAGACCUUAGAAGAGCGUAUAACCCAGAAUGACCGCAAGUUUGAGGACAAGUACAUUGAGGCUUUCCUAGAAGUGGAUGCAGCAAAAGUGUCAAAUGAAAAAUAUGCUGAUGACGUGUCCAAAAAUGUCUCCAUUCUCCAAAGCACAGUCCAGGAAAUGGAGGUAGACAUGGACUACCUGUUCACGCUGUUCUAUAAGAACAUGAGCUCCGGUAGCAAAGACUGUGACUGUACCGGCCUCAGAACAUCAGUGGCUCAGUUGAAACAGGCUGUAGCUAAUAUUACAAUGAUUGCAACUGAAAACAGGCAGGAUUUAGACAGUGCAACAGAAGAGAGGUUAACUGCUCAGAUAAAUGGUGGCUGGAGCCCAACAGUGGAGGAGAUUAAUUUAAGGUUACACACUGUUGAGAACUCGCUGGCAACUGAGCAAGAUAAGCGUAGGACAAUGCACCAAAACCUAACCACACUGCAGUCCUCUCUCUUGGGCUGUGUAAUGAAUAUUGAAGCUCUAAGGAAAGAGGACGAUAAACAAACUCAUGACAUAAAACACCUGUUCAAUGCUUUUAGCUCCCUGUUGAAAGAUGCCAUACGGCACAGUGAUAUACUGGAAAUCCUUCUUGGUGUGGAGGUUUUGGAGUUUUCUGACUGGUCCCCACAAGACCAGAAAGCCUACUCUAUUUCUGUGCUGAAGAUGCUGAUCAGCGACCUGCAGGAACAGAUUAAUGGACACAGUCGAAGCCUGGCUUCCAUGCUUAACUCUGAGGAUGCCACAGUGUAUGAGCCCUCAGAGCUGGCAGACUGGCUUGAUAAGGAUCUCAAAUGGAGACAGGAGGAACAGAAAUUUGCCCAUUUCUCAGAGGAACCUAUUGGUUACAAAAACAAGGACUUCUCUGCUUUGGAAAAGACAGUGAACCAAAUCAAAGCACAUGUCAUCAAGCUCGGAGAACAGCAAUGUCUGUCCUGCUGCAAUUGUACUCAAGGAGCUGCUUCCAAAGAUUUAGAGGGAAACCUGCGAGAAGAGUUGACGAGCGUGCGCAAGAGCCUUGAGGAUCAUCUCAGGAUCUUUAGACACGUUUUCAGUAACACUGAAGGUCUAUCAGAGUCAGAAGCAACAGUAGAUUUGGACAAAUUGUUUGCAUUAAUGAGGAAAAAAGAAGUCAAAAGUCAAAGAAAUAGGCAAAAGAAAAGCGAAGAUACAAGAGGUAUGCAGCGCAGCAAGCGGGAUACAUCACUCGAAACAGCAGCACACAGUCAACUUCUUGAGAACCCGCUAAUGUUUGUGGCCUACAGCAGAGAGGGUGCUAACACACCUGGUAUAGUAGUGUUUGAAACUAUGUCCCUAAACCACGGCCAGAUGUAUUCACCUGAAACGGGCGUGUUCCGAGCACCUUCUACAGGGGUGUACCUGUUUGUGUUGACGCUGGACUUUGGACCCGGGCCAUCUUUAGCCCAGCUGAAGAGGGGAAAGGAAGUGGCAGCAUCACUGCAUCAGGGCAUGAGGAAGUCUUCAGGACCUGCUACUCGCAUCUGCUUCCUAGAGCUGAAACAGGGUGAAGAGGUCCAGCUAGAUCUAGUGCAGGGAACACUGGAGCAUGGGAGACCACAGGAAAACACUUUUGCUGGACUGCUGCUGCUACAGACCACAUGAGCACACACUCAGAUCUGAAGAGUAGAAAACACACACACACUGGGAUGAACUAAUGCGCAAGAUUUCAUUUCCUGAUUAUUUUCAUAUUGUAUUGAAAAUAAAUCAAUGCACUUUUUAAAAAAGAUUUCUCCUGAUCACUGAUUAGUCACAAAAAGCAUCUUGCAUGUGUGUGGUUGUCUAAUAAGCUUUUAUACUGACUAUGAGUAUCCCAGGUUUAGACUGUGUGUUUGUAGAUAUUAUACAUAUGACAUGUUGCCUGUUCUUUAAUGAAAAAAAACAAAUAUCUGUACAUUUCUGCUGCAACUUUAAACAUAACUGCCAAAGUUUAAUCAUGUCAUUAAUGCAUGCUGUUCACUCACUUGCCUCACAUACAUUAGAAAUAAGCCACAAGCACUGAUUCAUAUAGUAAAUAUUUACUUAAAAUGAAUACAUUGGACAGGAAUUAUAUGUAUGGUAUUUGUAUUUUCUUGGCAAACUCAUAAGGAACCCAUUAAACCAGAAGUUAUAUGAAAAAGGUGUGCAACAAUUACAUACCAACUGUCACCAACACAAGGCAGGGAGAGGCAGAGCAGUACAUUUAUACAUCUACAUCAUGUUAGAGAUGCUAAUUUAUUUGAUAAAAUGUCAUUUGAUAUGUUUAAAUAGGAAAAACAGAUGUGAAAAGAAAUGUCAUAAAUCCCAAGAAAUUAGAACGAAUAACAGACUGGUCGUUACAACUGCCCUGUUUUUUUCCCCAAAAAAUAUUCUUUUUCGGCCAAAGAGUGCAUUCGGUGCUUAUGCAGCAAUACGUUAUUGUAACUGUACAUGGAAAUGAUUUGCUUUAACUUACUCCUUUAAUCUUUUACCUAUUUAUUUUUUUUAAACAAUUUAUUUUUCUUUUUUGAAGAACAUUUUAAUGACCUUAAAAAAAUUAUUUUUCUGAAAUUCUACCUUUGUACAACAAAAAUGUUGGCAAACCUAAGAUAUUAUUCUGGCACUAAAAUGAAAAUUGUUGGCAUACGCUGUACAACUGUAUGUAGAGACCUAUGUUAUGGUUUAACGCUCAUUUCAGUGGCACAGAAAGCAAUAAAAAGGUAAAUGAA
Molecule: messenger RNA, 4390 nt
Organism: Silurus meridionalis
Lineage: Eukaryota; Metazoa; Chordata; Actinopteri; Siluriformes; Siluridae
Gene: mmrn2a
Product: multimerin 2a
Exons: 9
Coding region: 114-3308 (1064 amino acids)
Molecular function (GO): protein binding
Source: RefSeq, a predicted model, not a curated record